Molecule: messenger RNA, 618 nt
Organism: Emericellopsis cladophorae
Lineage: Eukaryota; Fungi; Ascomycota; Sordariomycetes; Hypocreales; Bionectriaceae
Product: Ras-related protein-like protein
Exons: 7
Coding region: 1-618 (205 amino acids)
Biological process (GO): regulation of vacuole fusion, non-autophagic
Cellular component (GO): fungal-type vacuole membrane; vacuole; phagocytic vesicle
Molecular function (GO): GTPase activity; GTP binding
Source: RefSeq, a predicted model, not a curated record
AUGUCUUCCAAGAAGAAGGUCCUCCUCAAGAUCAUCAUCCUUGGCGACAGCGGUGUUGGCAAGACCAGUCUGAUGAACCAAUAUGUCAACAAGAAAUUCAGCGCGAGCUACAAGGCGACAAUCGGUGCGGAUUUCCUGACCCGCGAGGUGAUCAUCGACGAUAAGCAGGUGACGAUGCAGCUAUGGGACACAGCCGGUCAGGAGCGUUUCCAGUCGCUAGGCGUGGCCUUCUACCGUGGUGCAGACUGUUGCGUUUUGGUCUACGAUGUGAACAACUCCAAGAGCUUCGAGGCUUUGGACAGCUGGAGGGACGAGUUCCUCAUUCAAGCUUCGCCGAGAGAUCCACCCAACUUCCCAUUUGUGGUUCUGGGCAACAAGAUUGAUGUGGAGGAGAGCAAGCGAGUGAUUUCAAACAAGCGCGCGAUGACUUUCUGUCAGUCAAAGGGCGACAUCCCAUAUUUCGAGACAAGUGCCAAGGAGGCCGUCAACAUUGACCAAGCGUUUGAGGUCAUUGCCCGCAAUGCUCUCGCUCAGGAGGAAUCGGAGGAGUUCAGCGGCGAUUUCGAUGACCCGAUCAACAUCCGCAUCGAUAACCCCAACGAGGGCUGCUCUUGCUAA